CCCAGGGCCGCUUUGAUCACCGCAGCUAUCUGGGCUCACGCCGCCUUGGCUCAGGGGCAUCCUGUUCAGCUGCUGCGUACCCUGCAUUCGUAGAUUCUCCCUCGCACCUCACUGCACCCAGCGCGGCCAUGUGGCGAUUCGCGUCGGCCCCGCUGCUGCUGCCGAGCGCUAUUGGCCUCCAGCAGCCUCCCAGUGCCGGCGAGCGGGAGUUCGCCGCCUGGAUGAGCACCCAGGAGAGGCGCGCCCGUGGGGUCAGGAACUGUCUUUCGAGGAUCUUGAGGACAGGGCCUCCGAGGACCAGCUCGCCAAGACAAAGGAGCUCAAGGCGUCGGCGCUGGAGGGGAUACGGGAGUCCAUGUCGAGCAAUCUGCACAGGGCGGAGAUGGAGGUCGACGCCUCCUCCGCACUGGAGGGCUUCGCGGAGCCCCUCAACGAGACCGAGGCCUCCGAGAUCGCCGACGCUUGGCUCACCAUCCCAGGCACCGACGUCACCUUCAGCUACAACACCCACUGCGACCCGGUGGCGGGCUGUCGCAGCAGCGGCCACAAGGUGGGGCAGCCGUCCUUCCAGGAGAUGCACCGUAACGUGCUGGCCUCCCUCCGCGCCAUGCGCUUCUGCUUCAGCGACGUGCUCGUGAUCCUCGACGUGCCCCACGUGGGCCAUGACAAGCUCGGCCCCGAGACGCCUGGCAACGUCUCCAGCCACAUGGUCGUCCCCAAGGAGGCGCCGGGCUCCUUCAGCGAGAUGCGGCUGGCGGCCGGCCAGACCGUCAAGAGGUUCACCGUGGACUCCGGGCUCUCGACGGCGGCCACCGCCACCGCCAAGGCUGCCGCGGAGCUGCUGCGCGACCACUGCCCUGCCGCUGCUCCGCAGUGGAAGGUGAAGGUCAUGGACUAUGGCUCCCAGGAGGUGCGGCAGCGGGCACUUGAGCACUACGCCAUCCCAGACGGCGAGAAGAACACCAGCUUCUUCGACAACAUGUACAUCAACACGAUGGCUCUGGACGAGAACUUCCAGGCCAAGAGCCAGUAUGUGUACCACAUGGACGCUCAGUGGCGUCUCUACAGGAGCAAUUUUUCGAGGAGCACCCCGAACUUCAUCGAGAAGGCGGUCUCUCUGAUGAAGACGGACAGCCGGGUCUACAUGGCCUCGGUUAUCAACACGUUCAAUCUCGAGCCUCAGAAGAAUCCAUACAACAAGUUCGCAGUGAUUCCCGGUUCUGUGCAUGGCAGCACCCCUAUCGAGCGUGUGAAGGGUAUGCUGCAAGGCUGGAGCAAAGAUCAGUGGCUGUCGCAGAAGCGUCCGCUCCGCGGAGAAGCAUUCCACGGAAAGUGGGAGGACCCUGAGGUAAACCAGAAGAUCGCGCUCUUCAAGAUGAACUGGGAGAAGUGGGGUGGCAUCGUCACCCGCCACCAGUUCCUUAUGGACACUCAGCGAUUCAAGAGCCUUUUCCCGCUCGAGGAGUGGGACACGGCUGCAGAACACAUGUGGUCUUCCAAUAUGAACAAGAAGGCCCCCGACAGCGCCUUCCAGAUCUACUUCAACGAGACGGUGGGUAUCUUCGCCGGACCUUCCGAGGCUUGAUUAAUGUCGCCCCCGCGCCUGUCUAGGUGGGUCUACCGGAUUUAUGUUGUUGCAGCCCUGUAGUCUGUGGCGCAUGAUUCAGGCCGUCCUGAAGUCGCUCGGCGUGGGCGGUCUUUCAUUUUGUACUACGCAGCCAAGCCACUGGUCGAUAGGUAUUCUUGGAGCUGCACGCCUGUGGGCCGCAAGACUGUCCUCCUCUUCUUCCUCCUCCUCCGCCUCUUCCUCCUGCCCUUCCUCAUCCUCCUCAUCCUCC
Messenger RNA from Prorocentrum cordatum, 1838 nucleotides. Lineage: Eukaryota; Dinophyceae; Prorocentrales; Prorocentraceae. The record is from the annotation of a GenBank genome assembly.